AUGGGAAAGUCAAAGAACAACAAGAAAGUGGCAAUCGCUGCUAAACCUGUUAAUUCUACUGCUCUUACUCAGGGUCGCAUCAAUUUUUCGCAAAAAAGCCGAGCCAAAACCGCCAAAAUUCGAUUGAAAAAGGAAUCCGACGAUUUGGACCCUCCAAUCGUCAACAACAACAGCGACACCGAGAUGGAGGAGGUCGAGAAUCCACUGAAGUACAAUUGCAUUGUCCAGAACAUUGAUUUGUCUCAGUGGAACCUGCAAACCCUUGCUACUGGAAUUACGUCCUCUGGCUAA
Molecule: messenger RNA, 291 nt
Organism: Cylindrotheca closterium
Lineage: Eukaryota; Bacillariophyta; Bacillariophyceae; Bacillariales; Bacillariaceae
Source: the annotation of a GenBank genome assembly